Molecule: messenger RNA, 3393 nt
Organism: Mytilus californianus (California mussel)
Lineage: Eukaryota; Metazoa; Mollusca; Bivalvia; Mytilida; Mytilidae
Exons: 4
Coding region: 30-2639 (869 amino acids)
Source: RefSeq, a predicted model, not a curated record
AUAGGGCUAAUAGAAGACACCAGGCAAAAAUGAUAAACGUUAUGAACACUGCAUGGAAAAACGAGAAGCUCACAAUAAACUUCACUACCAGACCAUAUAAAGAACCUAGACUUAAUGAACCAUUGUAUGAUGGAAGUAAAACCACAAUCCUACAAUCAGUGUUGCGCCAUUUUGUGACUUUUUGCUCGAACAAUGGAAUGUCAAAGUCUGCAGUGAGCAUGUGUUUGUCAAAUGAAAAAAAAGUACUUCCUCAACCAAACAAGCUACCUAAAAGUUACAAAGAAGCACAUGACAUGGUGAAACACCUUUUGAUACCAACAACAACCUAUCAUUGUUGUGUCAAUGACUGUCAGAUAUUUAGACUUCAACAUUCAGAUGAUAUAAAGUGUGCUGUUUGUGAUGAGGAUAGGUACUUGACCAACUCCCAGAAUCCAAGAAAGACGUUUACCUAUAUACCCUUAGGUCCUAGACUAGCAAGAUGGUAUGGCACAGACAAUGUCUGUAAACUUCUGUAUUCCAAACAGGAGGUUGCAAAUGGAAAACUAGGGGAUUUUACAGAUGGAUCCAUAUAUCAAUCUUGGUAUGAAGAAGGGGGCGUCUUUGAAAACAUGGAAGAAUCGUUAACCGUUCCAUUAGCUUUAUUUACAGAUGGACUUAACCCGAAUAAAAGUAUGGCUACCCAAAAGUCCAUGUGGCCACUUAUUUUGACAUGGUUAAAUUUGCCUGUAAAUGUUAGACAAAUUCUUGGCCCAAUGAUGCUUGUUGGUAUUAUUCCAGGAACCAAAACAGAAGAACCAAAACAUCUUGAUCCUUAUUUAGAAUUAAUUGUGGAUGAACUAUUGACAUUAUCCGAAUCUAAACUUUUUAACACCUACAAAGGAGCACCCUGCAAAGUUAAAGUGGCACUAUUACAAUAUCAGUGUGAUAUACCAGCAUUUGGCAAGCUGUUACAUGUGUCAAGUCAGGCAGCAUUAAGAGGAUGCCCAUACUGUAGAGAAACUGGGGAAUACUGUAAAAACCUGCACAAAGUCGUCCACUUAAACAACAGAUCAUUUUUACCUACCAACCAUCAUCUACGAUCAGAUACCACAAACUAUGCAUCAAAGAGGGAAGAAUCUUCAACUACUCAGCACAUGUAUACCAACGAAGAAGAGUAUGACCUAAGGAAGCAAUAUGAUGAUCUACCAAACAAAAAUCAGAAAAACAAUAUGCAAAAAAGAACUGGUUUGAAAGGUACAUACAGCUUCAUGAAACUACCAUAUCAUAAGAGAUCAGAACAGAUGCAACCAGAUGGAAUGCACACAAUUGCUGAUGUUAUUGGUAAUGUUUUGGACACUGUUACUGGAAAAGAUGAUUCAAAGAAAGUAAGGCUAUGUGAACAAGAGUUCGAUCGUUUUAAAGACACUUGGGUGAAAGAAAAUACAGAUGUGACAGAAGAGUUAACAGACGAUUCCAGCAAUGAAGUAGUGGGUCAGAAAAGGAAAUUAGUUACUCAGAUAAAUGUGCAGCAGAAAAAAAAAAAGAGUAAUGAUGUUGUACAAUGUGUAUUACCACCUGCUCCUUGGAGGUUAGAUCGUACAGCUCUAGCAGUUGCAGAUAAGAGAGCCAAAAGUUUGCAAUACCCACCAGGUUAUGACUACCACCCAGACAAACAUUUCUCGAAGCCAUGGACACUCAGAACUAUGCAUGGGAAGCUUCAGUUUGUCACGAGCAAUGCUGCUGCUUGGUGUUUGCAUGGUUUGUUAGGACCAGAACAAGAGCGUACAUUGCUGAAGUUGUUUGAAGUAUUGAAAAAGCUUACAAAAGAAGAAUACAAAGUUGCUGAUUUAGAACAGUUACAGGAAGAAACCCACGAAGCUCUUGCUUUGAUUGAAAGAGAUUUCCCUUUAUCCUUACAAACAAUAACCAUGCAUCUUCUACAUCAUAUUCCGGAGGGAUUUCCUAGAUAUGGACCAUUAUAUGGGAGAUGGCUUUUUCCUUAUGAGAGGGUUAACUGUUGGAUUACAAGACAAGUACUCAACAAACACAGAAUUGAAUCUACCGUCAUGGAAACAUAUGCAAUAUAUGACUGGUGUGUAUUUAUGCUCAUGUCAGACAUUAUUGAUACGGAUGAUUUAACACUUGGUAAAUUUGAAGAUAUUUGCAAUUUGAAUGAGCCCAAAAAGGAAACCACGAAGAAGACCCCAAAAUUAUUAGAGGAAAAGAUUCUAGAUGAUAUGUCUGAGGUUUAUGACUUUGCAUUAACUUCAAGAAUGAACAAACAAGGGUUAGUUUUGAAGAGUGUAGAGAAAAAAGUAAAUGGAAAAACCAGUCGAGUUUCCAGCAAUAAACAGUCACCAUCACAUGUUUACCUUGUCAGGAAUUUAAAAGACCACCAUCCCUGUGUGAGGGAAGAAGAUGAUAUGGUCUUUGGUCGUGUGAAAUUGAUUUUCGAACAUGAUUGGCGUGGUAAAAUGUACACUUGGGUACUUCUUGAUUUGUUCAGUGAUGUUGCAUAUACAGAUGGGUUUUGGAACGUUUCAGAACGAGUGAGUUGUUGUAAGCCCUUCCUCCUAGAUGAUAUCAGUGAACCACAAGUUAUAGGAAGAGACAAUGAUAGAUUGGUUUUCAUUGGUGUUGAUGUGAAAUUAAUGUUGUAAUGUUUUGUAGACUUGAGAAAUGAGAAAAGAAUCAAAUUUAGAUAUUUUUGUUAAAUCAUUGCAAGUAAUUGAUUUCUAGACUCAGCAGAUACAAUUUGGUCUGUUUAUAAUUAUAUGUCCAUCAUCAUGACCAUAAUCUAGAGAUUGGUUAUCUGUCACUUAUCUUGUUUUUAGCUUGGUCAUGUAAAUUAACAUCAAAGGAGGUAAAACAACAAUGUGCAAACAGAAAUCUUAACAUUUAGGUCCACAAUGGUGGUAUACUCCAAUCAUGCAUUGACUUAGACAAAUAAUGAUACAAGGUACAUUGACUAUAUGUACAUGGUCAAUGUUUUAGAUAUGAAAAGAUCGUCUUUAAAUUAUGUCAAUUAUGUUUGCUGGCGUGACCAAUAUGCUGGAAAGAGCUUUUCUCAUUUUCCAUUAAUUGUCAUUAUUUUUUAUGGAAAACUUUGUCAUUUUAUCAACUAUUCAUGACCAGGAUUUUUCUAAAUAAUGGCUGACAAACCCACCCUAUGGUUAAACUUAGGGCUAUGAGAAAAUAACUGACUAAAAUAGAUUAACACUCAAUCCAAAAAUGAUUUUAUUCUCUUGUAAAAAAGUUUAAAGGAAAAAAUAUUUUUUGAAUUUGAAUACUAUUUACAGUAUGACAAACAUUUGGAAAUGUCAACUUUCUUAUUUUUAUUUUUAUUCAUCACCUUUUAAUUUUGGACUAAAAACAUGUAAAAUAAAAAAAAAAUCUUUUUGACUCAUUUAUCUG